AUGAAAAAUUUGAGGUUUUCGCAUUCGCAACGACAUUUUUCAGCGGCAUCUUUACAUUUUUCUAAAAAAAAUAAAGCCGCUGAGCCUUUUUAUGCUUUACUAUCUCGAAAUUUCGAUAAAAUCCUUACUAGUACCAAUGUUCGUUCAAUAACAAUAAAAGGACGCUUAUAUAGUACGAGACCAGACAUUGCAGUAAAAAAAAGUAGCAAUGAACGUCCAAAAAUCACAAUUAACACUCUACGAACACUCUACAGCCAACGAGAACCAAUUACAAUGUUGACCGCAACAAAUUAUCCGUCCGCGGUAUUUGUCGAAAAAUCGGGCAUCGAAAUCUGCCUUGUCGGUGAUUCGUUGGCGAUGGUUGAAUUGGGCUACGAGUCUACAACUCAAAUUACUAUGGAUGAAAUGCUUCAUCAUUGUAAGGCUGCUGCUAGAGGCGCAAAAUCACCGUUUCUUGUGGCUGAUAUGCCUUUUGGAAGCUACGAAAUGGGAUCAUUAGAUGCGGUGAAAAAUGCAAUUCGGUUUAUUAAGGAAGGAAAUAUGGAGGCGGUAAAAUUAGAAGGUGGUAUCGAAAUUGCGGAGACUAUUCAAAAAAUCACCAGUAUCGGUAUUCCAGUCAUGGGUCAUUUGGGAUUAACCCCACAACGUCGAACAUCGUUAGGUGGAUUCCGCGUACAAGGAAAUACUGCAAAAAAAGCACUAAAAUUGCUCGAGGAUGCAAAAGCGCUUCAAGAAGCUGGUUGUUUCGCUCUAGUUCUCGAAGCUAUUCCCGAAAUAGUGGCUGCACAUACAACAAACAACUUAAAAAUACCAACUAUUGGGAUCGGGGCAGGUGUACAUACCAGCGGACAGGUUCUAGUUCAACAAGAUAUGCUUGGGAUUUUUGAUCGUUUCGUGCCUCGGUUCUGUAAACAGUAUGCAUCACUCGAUAAUACCAUCGUAGAAGCAUUGAGAUCUUAUCGAGAUGAAGUUAAGACUGGCGUUUUUCCCGCUAAAUCCAAUUGUUAUCCAAUGGCAGAAACUGAAUUGAAAAAAUUUAUGGAAUGCAAAGAAUUAUCGACAGAAAAUGUUUUAGAAGUGGUAGAAAAGGAUAUCUAUCUUGGAACACAAGCUGGUGCACAAUUCCAGUAA
Messenger RNA from Ambispora gerdemannii, 1131 nucleotides. Lineage: Eukaryota; Fungi; Glomeromycota; Glomeromycetes; Archaeosporales; Ambisporaceae. The record is from the annotation of a GenBank genome assembly.